AAUUCACUUGGAUCUUGUACGUCGCCAAGCACCAAUGAUUACUAGUGCAGUAGAUUACAGUGGUCUACACACCAUACCGCUCACCAUAAACGUAUCCGCACCCGCCACCGGACUCUCCUCGUAUACAAUCUGUGGCAGCAACAACAUCAGAGUUGCGUCACAUCUCCAACUGCUUGAUCUAUCCAAUGGUACUGGAGUACAACUUGAUAUAGUUGGCAAUCUAUCACUGGUUGAUGUUCUGCGUCCGGGUUAUGAUUCAGGUAACCUCACUAUUGAUUUGUGUCUGACGGACAAUGGCUUCAACAAGACAUCUAUGUACAACAAUUCACUGUACACAUCGCUACAUACGGCUUCCGCUCGGCAUACUAUCACUCUGCCGUUGUCGCAAGUCAUUAUCUGCAACGCCCCAGUGAUUGGUAACGGAACACGAGACAAGGGGAUUGUCAAAUUUGGAGGUGCUGUUCAAUAUUCGUGUAAUGCUGGCUUCCGUCUACAAGGUGAUGGAUCACCAAACUGUACAGCUGGUGGGAAUCUGACAUCAAUGCCUACAUGUUUUUCUAUUGCCUGCAAUGCUACUAUGAUUGCUAACGGAACACGUGACAAAGGGAUUGUCCAAUUUGGAGGUGCUGUUAAAUACUCAUGUAAUACUGGCUUUCGUUUACAAGGUGAUGGAUCACCAAACUGUACAGCUGACGGAAACCUGACAUCACUACCUCGAUGUAUUCCCAUUACCUGUAAGGCACCAGUGAUAGUUAACGGAACACGUGACAAGGGGAUUGUCAAACUUGGAGGUGCUGUUCAAUACUCGUGUGAUACUGGCUUCAAUUUACAAGGAGAUCGGUCACCAAACUGUACAGCUGAUGGAAAGCUGACGUCAAUACCUGCAUGUAUUCCCAUCACCUGCAAGGCCCCAGUGAUUGCUAAUGGAACACGUGACAAGGGAAUUGUCACAUUUGGAGGUGCUGUUCAAUACUCGUGUAAUGCUGGCUUCCGUUUACAAGGUGAUGAAUCACCGAACUGUACAGCUAAUGGAAACCUGACAUCAAUACCUGGAUGUAGUUUCAUUUCCUGCAACGCCCCAGUGAUUGGUAACGGAACACGCGACCAGGGGAUUGUCAAAUUUGGAGGUGCUGUUCAAUAUUCGUGUAAUGCUGGCUUCCGUCUACAAGGUGAUGGAUCACCAAACUGUACAGCUGGUGGGAAUCUGACAUCAAUGCCUACAUGUUUUUCUAUUACCUGCAAUGCUACUAUGAUUGCUAACGGAACACGUGAUAAAGGGAUUGUCCAAUUUGGAGGUGCUGUUAAAUACUCAUGUAAUACUGGCUUUCGUUUACAAGGUGAUGGAUCACCAAACUGUACAGCUGACGGGAACCUGACAUCAAUACCUGGAUGUAUUCCCAUUACCUGUAAGGCACCAGUGAUAGUUAACGGAACACGUGACAAGGGGAUUGUCAAACUUGGAGGCGCUGUUCAAUACUCGUGUGAUACUGGCUUCAAUUUACAAGGAGAUGGGUCACCAAACUGUACAGCUGAUGGAAAGCUGACGUCAAUACCUGGAUGUAUUCCCAUCACCUGCAAGGCCCCAGUGAUUGCUAAUGGAACACGUGACAAGGGAAUUGUCACAUUUGGAGGUGCUGUUCAAUACUCGUGUAAUGCUGGCUUCCGUUUACAAGGUGAUGGAUCACCGAACUGUACAGCUAAUGGAAACCUAACACCAAUACCUGGAUGUAGUUCUUUUAAUUGUUCAGACUCUCCUUGUCAUCCGACGCGCCAAAUAUGCGUAGAAAAUGAAGGAGGAGGUUUCAUCUGCAAUUGUUCCUCUGGAUAUGCAAAGAAUUACAGUACAGGUUUAUGCGAGGACAUCAAUGAAUGUGACACCGUUCAUAUCUGCAAUUCCAGCAGCAAAUAUUGUGUGAACCAGCCAGGACGCUACAAGUGUGAGUUCAAGAAUGUGUCCGGGAAGAAUGGUAACGUCUCCACCGAUGUUUGUGGUGCAGAGAUUACAUAUGGAGGUAGCAGAGGGAAUUUCUUCUGGCCAGAUACUUCCGCAAAUGAAACGAAGACACUAGUUUGUCCUGUGGGACUUGAUAAUAACACAAUGCGCUUCGCGACCCGCCAGUGUGUAUCGAAACCAAGAACUAUGACGCUGAACAUGGCAUCCUGGGGAGCAGCAGACAUCACGAAUUGUCCAACACCAAGCACGGCGAAGCUACAGGCAUUGUCUAAGAUUGAGUACAACAGCAGUGAACCCGAGUACCUUUUGAACAGCUCCCUCGCUAUUACCAUCAUCACAAACAAUACUAAAGUAACAAGUGAUGACAUCGAUUUUGCCUCUCUAGCUAUUUCAAAGAUCGUGGAAGCUCUCAGCUCAGAUGAACUAUUCAACCAAACAAUUGGAAGACAGAUUGCUCUUUCUACUUUCGACACCGUAAAUUUCAUUUUGGAUCUGAAAACGAAUGAAACAGUGGUUGCCACAUCACCUGCAAGGAGGAUUACAAAGGCAAUGGAAAGCAUCGUCACAUCCUUGACUGUUGAUCCGGAUGAAGUAUUCCAAGUACAGAAAUCAAAUAUUGGAAUUGCAAUCAGCUGCCCCAAAGAGAUUGAUACUGAACAAGCAUUUAGGUCGGAAACUGACAACGGAACCUUCUACGUUGGAGAUGUGAUUAUACCGGCCAACGACGACAACUUGACUGGAGUUGCUGUUGUGAUAGCUGGAAGUACACUCUCAACAGCAACGAACUUGUCAUCAUUCGGCAAUGAUUCCUUAUGCAACGUGGCAUCAACGCGCUACAUUCUCUACAAAACACAAACACUUUUCCGAGACACGAACCUAAGUAACGACACUUCCGUGGAUUCUCAAAUUAUCAGUGUGCAAGUCGGCAAAGAGCCUCUGGAUAACCUGAAAGACCCGAAUGUCAUAUCAUUUGAUAUACUCAGUGGAAAAUCAGCAGAUUCUAACGGUGAAGCCAAAUGCGUUUUCUGGGACUUUGACACAUAUGAUGGUAAAGGCGGUUGGAGUGACCAGGACUGCACUACUUCACGCAGUGGUGUAAUGGGACGCAGAAUAGUUUGCCGAUGCAACCACCUGACCAAUUUUGCUGUCCUAUUUACUCGGAAGGACUCCACUGAAGAAGCUCUUAAAUAUAUAUCAAUUAUUGGCAGUGGACUAUCAAUGAUUGGACUCCUCGGCACCAUGUUUCUCAUCCUUGGAAUUCAGAAACUGCGUCGAAAUUUUCACUAUCAGAUGAUAUUUGGACUGUGUACAACUCUACUGAUGUUCUUAGCCUUGUUCACAGUGAUCCUUUACUAUGAACAUUUAGAAAGGAGCGAUGACCUGUGCAGAGGAUUAGCAAUGGCUACACACUAUCUACUACUGUGCGCAUUCAUGUGGAUGUCAGUGGAUGCUACGAUACUGUACAAGAGCUUGGUUAUUGUCUUUCAUCAGCCAGGGCGUCGACAACGACUACUUCUGAUCAUAUCCGUGUUUGCAUUACCACUGAUAAUCACCGGGAUCUCCACAGGUAUCACGCAAAUGGAUAUGUAUGGAUAUAAAAAAGUGUGCUGGAUCAAAGCCGACAUGGCAUUCUACGGCAGCCUGGUAGCUCCUAUGAGUAUCUCUCUCCUGUACAACAUUGGUGUGCUCAUCACAGUUGUCCACACAAUGCGCGCUCGGAACAAGAACAUUCAGUCCACAAAAGCAGGCAGCGCAAAGUCAGUGUCUAUCCUAACCAUCACAGUUUCCCUGUCUGUUCUUCUUGGUCUCACAUGGAUUUUUGGUUUUCUUGUUUUGAUCCACGAUCAUAUUGCUUUCCAAUACAUAUUUACAAUCCUGAACUCACUAGAAGGCUUCGCUAUAUUUUUGCACAUCGUCAGAGGAGAGGAAGCGUGGAAAGUUAUUUCGGGUUUGUUUUCUUCCACCAAAAGAUCUACGGAAAAACGUGCGGCAAGGAGAGUCCAACAACCACUGGCUGCCUCCAGCAAUCUCGAUCAGAUGCAUAAGGAAUCCGCCAACCCUGGCACACAGAUAUCAACGCGGAGCGGCAGAUCGGGAGAAACCAAUGCGGUAGCCUCGCAGGAUCCAUCAGGAAAACGAAGAAGCACUGAUUUUUCCUCCGUUCCAACGAGCAGCGUCCCCUCGAUGGUAAAUGAUUCAAACUGGUUUCUACGUUCUCCAUCAACCGACAAAGAUCGCAAAUUAUUCCUUUCCGAUGACGCUCAACGUGCUACCGAAGAAUCGAUCCAAAUGAUACAUUUGGGAGAAAAACGAGACUGGCCGCAAUGGUUUGUUAUCCCCAACAACCCAGAAACAAGGGUAGAAGCUUGUGCAAACACAGAAGAGGAGGAGUGAGUCUCCGUCGUCACGGUCCAAAAUCAACAAAUCGACUAAUCUGUAUUCAACCUUCGCUCGCUUCACGCCAAUCACCACUGUGUAUUCCAAUGUAUUACAAGACGACCUUUUUUGUAGCCAUCAUACUGCUAGAUAGUUAAAACUCUUUGCUACGAAAGCGCGCACAGCACAUCCCAUAAUUAUUACACACGCAAGGCAUUUUUGCAUUCAUUGCUCAACCUUAUGAUUGAUCUCAAUGACUGAUCCUCCUCCAUAUCCUUUUUGUUUCCUUGCCUCUAGAUUCGUUUCCAACCGAUUCACCAAAUCAUGGUUUUCUACGGUUUCACAAGUUACAAUUCAUCUCAAUUCUUUUAUCUUUUUACUAGUUUUAGUUUCGCGCAUAUGCUAAUACUAUAUUUCGCCUUUAUAAUUCCCCACAUUCAUGUGCUUUCUUACUUUCACUACUCGUACUUAACCAUUUGUUACCCCACUAAAAGUACGACAAUUUACACACCUCCAAAAUAAAAUGCACUUUCACUUUUGUCUCUGCCAAACAUUGACCAAUUUUUGCAAACU
Molecule: messenger RNA, 4903 nt
Organism: Sycon ciliatum
Lineage: Eukaryota; Metazoa; Porifera; Calcarea; Leucosolenida; Sycettidae
Product: cadherin EGF LAG seven-pass G-type receptor 1-like
Exons: 22
Coding region: 35-4348 (1437 amino acids)
Biological process (GO): cell surface receptor signaling pathway; adenylate cyclase-activating G protein-coupled receptor signaling pathway
Cellular component (GO): plasma membrane
Molecular function (GO): calcium ion binding; G protein-coupled receptor activity
Source: RefSeq, a predicted model, not a curated record